GUAAGAAGCAGACAUUGCUCAAGAUGUUGGCACUACUCAGACCUAGAAUUUUUGGUGGGGAUUUCAAAAGAACCAUCCUGACAAAACCAGACAUUGCCAGCGCAUUGCUUAGAUCUCCCUCUCUUCAGUGUUUACAUAUACAGGUUGGAGACAAGGCUGAGCUUACUAAAGCCUUCACCCAGAAGGAUGUUGUUAGUUUUGCUGCCUUAACUGGGGACACAAACCCACUGCAUUUGAAUGAAGACUAUGCAAAGAGAACUAGAUUUGGGAGAACAAUUGUACAUGGAGUUUUGAUCAACGGACUUAUUUCUGCAGUUAUAGGUACUAAAAUGCCUGGCUAUGGUUGUGUGUUUCUUUCUCAGGAAAUUCACUUCCCAGCUCCCUUGUACAUUGGAGAAGAAGUCUUAGCUGCAGCAGAAGUGACGAGACUGAAAAGAUCUGUUGCAUACAUUUCAGUAUCAUGUACUGUUAGGGAAAGUGAAAAGACUGUCAUGGAAGGGAUAGUGAAAGUCAUGGUGUCAGAAGGUUAGCGCUCCUGACUGCAUGGCGCUUUAUUCUUUAGUAAAAUUCAGAAGUAUGUGGCGGGGGCCUCACAUGUAUGGUACCUCAAACCUUGGUAGGAGGAAGCCUGCAGAAACAGUAACAGCUUGCUGUUCGUUUUGAGAGCUACUGUGCCUUGUAGGUGAGAGAUGUAAAACAUCACUUUUGAUGGCCUGUAAGGACACACGAAGAUCAGUGUGAUCCAUACUUACCUUACAUCUAUUACCAUUGUGUGCCACCAAGCCUAUUCUGCUUCCUAGCUCAACUGUCUUUCACCAAAAUAAACACCAUUCUUUACUGGAAGCUUUUACAAAGAAAUGUUUACUUCACGUAAUGUUCUGGUGUUGGUCAAGAGAUUCCUGUCCCCUGACUAGUAAACAUAGAGCCAAGAUAAGUAUCUCAGAUAAAUACAUAUAGUAUUCUCUUGGUUCCUUGUUACUAUUGCACAAUAUGUGCCACAUUUUAUAUGUCUGAUAUAUUGAGUUUUGAACUCUUGUUUGGUUUGAGGUUCUAGAUAUGGCAAGGGGCCAGAUCUCUCUCACACAUAGCCCCCCUUCUGUGAAUUCAGUGAAGUCUAAGGGCCUACAGGGGUGAAUAAAGCAGCAGCAUUGGAUUCAUAUUAACACAUGCAUGUCAUCCUCUCCCCUGACUUACAAGAAUAAAAAGCUUUUAUUCAAACGCUGCCUUAUUAGGGUAGCUCUGAUGUUUCUUUCACAAUUAAUGCAUUGUUCCACUUAAUUUUCAAGCGAAAGGAGUCAUUGGAUUUAAGGCUAUCAUUAAGCCAAACAAAAAUGGUCCUGUGUAGAGGUCUUGGAUAAACCUCCUACCACUGCUAAACUUACAAACUAAAUGUCAUGUGCAACCUGUCACAAAUGAAGGAACUCUUAAAACUAAAUUAUAAGGGAACUUUACAGACAUGUGGCUACACAUGGUAGCUUUAUGAGCUAAAUCCUUUAUACUCCAGAAUUGCUUAUUGGGUGAUCUGCUUUGGAAAGAGGGUUUUUAAUAGGUCUGUUAUUUCAGACAACACAUGGAGCCAAAUGUGUAUGAGAGAGACAGGCAGAGUUUGAUCAGAUCAGAAUAAACAUGGAGCCAAGAUAAGUAUCUCAGAUCAGAAUAAAUUAGGUGGCUGCUGUAACCUUAAAUUUACCUGACAAGGUAGUUAUCUGCCCCCUAGUAUCAUAGUGUUUGAGCAGACUCUUAAACUUAAACUUUAAUGUAUUUAUCCUCUAAACAGACCCGUGAAGUCAGGAAGUGCGAUGAUCCCUAUUUUUCAGAUGGGGAAGUAAGGCCCAAAGUGACUAGGGGACUGAUUUUUGAAGGUAUGUAGACAUCUAAAGCUGCAGCUAAGCACCUCGUGGGGUUUCCCAUAGUACCUAGUCACCUAUCAUCAUAUUUUGAUGUGUAAUACCUUUAAAAAUACUGGCUGCAAAAAGUCAUAUGGGACAUUUGCAGGGAAUUAAACCUGGGGUCUCCAGAGUCCCAUGCUAACACCCCAAACUCUGGGCUGUACUAAAUAGCGAAGUCUGACACAUUCUCGAGCUGCAGGAAUCAUAGAACUGAGGGGACUCAAGAAGUCAUCUAGUCCAGUGCCCUGCACUCAAGGCAGGACUAAGUAUUAUCUAUACAAUGUAAGCUAGAGCAACGUGCUGUGUAUCUGAUGGCAGAGUUUGCCUCAUAACUUACUCUGUGGAUACAAUGGAUAGUCAAAGUACGCUAGGCUGAUUUCUGCUUUAGCAGCUGUAGUUUCUUUUCUCUCUUAAAGUUAGUCUCAUUCCAGGUCUGUUUAUGAUAUCUAUAUAUACUAAAUCUCUAGGCAUGCUUACAUUAAGAAUGAUACGUUGUGAAAAACAGAACUGCCAGCCAGAAUUAGGGGGAGAGACAGACAAAGCAAACAUCCUUUCUUAGACCUUAGGCUUUGGACUCUGUGGGAGUUUCUUGGAACCAUUGCCAGAAUCAAGAGCUUUCUACUGACCAAGCCUGUGUCCCACUGUACAAAUCGGGGGUCUGUCAGCUUGAGCGGAGCAGCUGUCUUCUGUGAGGGUAUGGUAGCCUUUAGACUUGUCCCAUACAGGGCUUUAUAAAUCAAAAUUGCAGUUGAUUUUUUAAACACGCAAUAAGUCAAUCUAGCCUUUCAAGCUGAAGCAAAUCUUUGAUCUACACUUCUGAGUUUUAGAUUUAAAGCUCAGAGAAUGGUCAUGUUUAAACAGCGCAAUUCUCUGUUCAAAUGGCAAUCAACUAAAAAAUUGGUGACAGCAAAAUGUAGUGGUAGUUUAAGGACAGCAAGAACCCGUAAUGUACAUCUGGUUCUUUAAAAAGUUUUUAAAGGUAUCCAAGACAUUUUAAACUGCACUCUAGAGACAAUAUUGUGAACAAGAUAAAAGUAAGAGGUAGCUGCACAAUCAGUGACUUUAUAAGAUGAAACAAAGAGUAAAAUAAGAGUUUGUUUAUUUGAAGGCAAGUGUAGUCCAUUGAAUUUCAUGACUUUCAAGCAGAUCUCAGUUUCAACUGCUGUUGAUGCAACUAAAA
Molecule: messenger RNA, 3069 nt
Organism: Gopherus evgoodei (Goodes thornscrub tortoise)
Lineage: Eukaryota; Metazoa; Chordata; Testudines; Testudinidae
Gene: HTD2
Product: hydroxyacyl-thioester dehydratase type 2
Exons: 1
Coding region: 24-530 (168 amino acids)
Source: RefSeq, a predicted model, not a curated record